ACACGAUUCAACGAAGGGGAGGAGGGGAAGAUCCGGUUCGGAGCUUGUCCAAUCUUGGCGGUCGGAGUAACGAGCUCAUUCGCUUGAAAGAAGCGGAAACAGAUUAAAUAAUGGUUUCUGGUACACAGUCUUCCCUCUUCAUCGCAGGUGAGGGAUACUGAGUAGUGCGAAUACUGAAUACUACUCCGUUUGAAACCCUAACUUCCAAUGGCGAUCGCUUCUCCCUCGACUCCGAGCUUCUCACCUUCUUUCUGCUCCACUCGGACCCAAUUCACUGGCCUCUCGCGCUUUCCCUUGGUCACCUUGCCUCAGUCUCGUGCAAACCAAACUCGCUCUUUGACUCGUCGGCUUGUCGUAUCGUCUCGGCUCAAUUCGUCUAAAUUCUCCGAUGCUGAUGGCUUUGUCUCGCCGGGCAAUGGAGAUUUCCCCUAUGAACUCCAACACGAUUUUUCACCUCAGCGUCAGAGGAGGGGAUCGCCGGUAUACGUCACGCUCCCGUUAGAUGCCGUGGGCUCGGAGGGGCGAGUGCUGAGGCCGAAAGCUAUGACGUUCUCGUUCAGGGCGCUCGCAAUGGCUGGAGUAGAAGGCGUGGUCUUAGAGAUUUGGUGGGGCUUAGUUGAGAGGAAUGAGCCGAUGGUUUAUAAUUGGCGAGGCUAUUGGCAACUCGUCAAGCUGGCCGGGACGUGCGGCCUGAAGGUUCGAGUUGUCCUUGCGUUUCACCAGUGCGGCACGGGCCCUACUGAUCCUAAUUGGAUACCUCUUCCUCUAUGGGUACUUGAUGAGAUAAAAAAAGAUCCAGAGUUAGUGUAUUCAGAUAGGUUUGGGACAAUAAGUACUGAAUACAUUUCACUUGGAUGUGAUACACUUCCUGUGCUCUGUGGACGAUCUCCAAUUCAGGCAUAUGCUGAUUUUAUGAGGAACUUCAGGGACACCUUCAGGCCUUACUUUGGCAAUAUCAUAACAGGAAUACAGAUUGGUAUGGGUCCUGGUGGUGAAUUAAGAUAUCCUUUAUGCCCUUCCCAGUUAAUCCAUCCUAGGCGCAGUGAAUUUGGAGAAUUUCAGUGCUAUGAUAAGUAUAUGAUUGCAUCACUAAAUGCUUGUGCGAGAGAUAUUGGAAUGCAUGCAUGGGGACAAGGUCCUCCUCAUGGCACCGGAAGUUUGAGGCACAAUUUGUUUUCUACUAGUGAUUAUGGCCCUUGGAACUCGCCACAGGGUAAGUUUUUUCUUGAGUGGUACUCGGGGAUGCUGCUACUGCAUGGAGAAAGAAUUUGUAGGGAAGCUGAAACUAUAUUUAGGGGUACAGAAGUCAACAUAUCAGCAAAAGUGGCUGCUAUUCACUGGCACUAUCUGACUGAUUCCCAUCCAUCAGAGUUAACCGCAGGAUACUACAACACUUCUGAGAGGGACGGAUACUUACCUGUUGCUCGUAUGUUUAGUAAGUAUGGAUUUGGCAUGUGCUGCUCAUGUUUUGAAAUGCAAGAUGCAGUAGAAAAUAAGAUUAACCCAGUUGGCAGCCCUGAAGGUUUUCUCAGACAGCUGCUGUUGGCUGCCAGGCUCUGUGACAUACAACUGGAAGGUCAAAAUUUUUCAUCCAAUUUCAAUGACAUAGCAUUCGAGCAGGUGUUGAAGAUGUCAAAGUUUUACGCAGAAGGGGUUGAAAAGCGUCCCUUCUCUUUCAACUUUGUGAGAAUGGGAGGGAAAAUGUUUGAAUCCCGUUUUUGGGAUCGAUUUACUCGUUUUGUGAGGCAAAUGUCAGAUGGGAAUAGCUUUCGAGCCAGAUUAAAUUCUGUUGGUGACGUGCGUCUUAAGUCCUUUUCUGGGGUUGCGGAAGUUGGACUGUUGUACCAGCACUGUUAAAAUCAAGUUCCGUCUGCUGAUAUCAAGGUAAAUUUUGCUGUAACACAUCAUUGGAUGCAUAUAAUCCGAUGACCUCAGAUAUAGUGUCGUGAAAUGUGUAUUGUCUAGUAAAUGCAUAUUCUUCUCAUGGUUCUUCAAUUGCUUUGUCGCAAAUAGUUGCUUUUACGAAGUAUCGAUUUACAUUACCCUCCUGAUUUUGUAAAAGGGGGGAAUAUUAUUCAUCAACUUGUUCCCGCAUUGCAAAUGAGUUUAGAUAGAAUAUUGAAAAGAGUCUUUGUAAUACUUAUGCUACAUAUAAAAGCAUAACCUCCCAGCUUCUCAGCUGUUGUAUCUUUCUUUCCAACUGGCUGGACCAACUUUAGGAUUUGAGGAUCAGAAUUUCAA
Messenger RNA from Prosopis cineraria, 2241 nucleotides. RefSeq names its product beta-amylase 3, chloroplastic-like. The coding region runs from base 208 to 1857 and encodes 549 amino acids. Gene Ontology annotation, biological process: polysaccharide catabolic process. NCBI's taxonomy places the organism in Eukaryota, Viridiplantae, Streptophyta, Magnoliopsida, Fabales, Fabaceae. The transcript has 5 exons. Gene Ontology annotation, molecular function: beta-amylase activity. The record is from RefSeq and is a predicted model, not a curated record.